AAAAUUUACCAAUCUCCAAUGAAAAGCUCAUUUUUUCUAAUGUGUACUGUGUGACUCAUUUCAGUAUUUUUAGGCUGUUGGCGAAGAGACUGUGUCCACAUUGUGUGUCACUUAUGGAAGUUACUUAAUAACGAAGGUGGCUGUUAAUUAUCGCGGGUUUUCUUCAGAUUCUCGAGCUCCACUCGCACUAUGUUCAUUAAUGAAUCACUGCGACGACCCUGCGUUAUUUGCUCACUUAGAGCAUAUGAUACCAAAAAUUCUUUCGGCUGUUGAUUAUUCAUAUCAGGCAUUUGCUUUUACGUUGUUUCAGAGUGAAAAUUGGCAGAAAUAUGGAUUUAUCUAUAUAAAUAGUUCACUUUUUAGGACUAAACACCUUCUUUCGUCGCCGUAUUUGCCUGUACGGCUAGUAGUCCUUGAUAUUCUUGAGGAGUGCACUCUUAGUUUAUGUAAUUUUUACGAUGAAAUUCUGCCAAUGCUACAUCAAAACUGGCCAGGGCUGCUCUCUCGUUUGCGCGAUAGAGAGGUUUUUGUUCAAAUGAGAGCUUUUCAGGUAAGUAUGGGCUUUAAGGUGGCAUCACCACAUUCAAGCCUCGAAGCUUGGCCUGUCGUAAAUGAGUUUAUGAUUUCACAAGUCAAAAGAAGCAAGAAGGCCGAUUCUAGCUAUUCUUAUUCGUCCUACUAUUCAUACCAAAAGGCUGUGCUUCAACUGUUAGUUAUACUAUCGCGACCGCUAAAAAAUUAG
Messenger RNA from Enterobius vermicularis (human pinworm), 742 nucleotides. The record is from the annotation of a GenBank genome assembly. NCBI's taxonomy places the organism in Eukaryota, Metazoa, Nematoda, Chromadorea, Rhabditida, Oxyuridae.